Messenger RNA from Xylaria bambusicola, 1105 nucleotides. RefSeq lists its product as uncharacterized. The record is from RefSeq and is a predicted model, not a curated record. The transcript has a single exon. NCBI's taxonomy places the organism in Eukaryota, Fungi, Ascomycota, Sordariomycetes, Xylariales, Xylariaceae. Bases 139 to 948 code for a protein of 269 amino acids.
CCUGGAUUACCGUGGGAUAUGCGCACCUGUGCUUCGGUGAAUUCGGUUAGGACCAUUCAGGAGUAGCAAAGCCAAUGAGAUUUGUCCAUAUAUAUACAUAUAAAUGCAUAUCUUGUACUCCGUACUUGCCCAUGUAAAAUGCCUGCCGAUGAAGGGAUGAAAACCGGGCAUCGACCACCGGGCCCACAGUGGCAGCUAAUGCAAUCAAUUAAGGUUACUGAGAUGCAAGUUGCCGACGGCAUCACAAAAGCAUGUUUCACCCUACAAUAUAAUAUGUCUUCCCAGAUGGCAACUCUCCCAUCGUUGACAGACGAGCCAACACUCUAUCCCGGGUGUUGCUUCAGCCUAUCUCGGCCUUUACUCGCCACAAUCCGCGCUCUCCUCGAAUCCAUUCCCAUCCUCACGCCUCCUGAUGUGAAACCGAGUAACAGCAGCAGUGAGCAUGCAUCUGUCUUACUCUCCAUCGGAAGCGGCACAGGUCUUCUAGAAGAGCUUUUGCAAAGGUAUUUAGAGAGCAGCGAGGCUCGUGACUCUAGCCACCAUUCUUCAUCCUCUACUUGGCGCGUCGAAGGUGUCGAGGUGAACCCUGCCGUGAACGUCUAUCUCCCAGAAGACCGCAUCAACCACGUCGUGGGCACAUGGGCGGUCCUCGGGUCGCGAGCGCGCGAUGCGACGGCGCUCAUGUUUGUGUAUCCGCGUGACGGGUCUUUAGUCCGGCGGUAUAUCGACCGUACAUCCAUGACGAUGGGUCCGACAUCGCGUACUACCUGCGGAGGCGUCCAGGCUGUACUCUGGCUUGGUCCGAAAUGCGAUUGGGAGGAUACCGGUCUCGGCUCCUUCACUACGAGGGAUGAGUACGAGAUCUUUGAGAUGCGAAGUAGCACUGGGUUGGCUGGAUAUGAGAUGCUCGCUGUCCUUCGACGAAAGACGAUAGCUUCACUGGCCUAGUAUGGAUUCCUCCGCACCUCGUUAUUAGCAUUUGAAGUAUGACACAACCGUUAUGCACACGGAAGAAGGAUCCUUCAAAAUACGACAGAAGUGAACAGCCGACAUUCACUAUUGAGAUCAGGAUCUAACUCGGGGAUGGUACAUUCGACGAUGGGCU